Molecule: messenger RNA, 1151 nt
Organism: Rhizophagus irregularis DAOM 181602=DAOM 197198
Lineage: Eukaryota; Fungi; Glomeromycota; Glomeromycetes; Glomerales; Glomeraceae
Source: RefSeq, a predicted model, not a curated record
AAAAACGAAAAAGAAAUAUUUUUUUUAAAAAAAAAUAAAUUUUUUAUAGCAAAUUAACCUUUAUAAAAGCGAAAGUUAACUUUUUUAAAUAAAAAAUUUGAAUAAUGAGCGAACAAUUUCAAGAAACAAUCGCAAUCUCUAGCCCAGAUUCACUUCCGAUCGAUAUUAACGAAUUAACCCAACAAUACUUGACAUCAUCAGCUAAUCACAUGAUUGGUAAUGAGAUUAGUUUGCCAUUUCCUCCAACAAUUGAACCAAAAGACUUAAUUGUUAACAAGAAAUUUCCCCAACCAAAUGGUAAACAAUCUCGAGCACCGAAUGCUUUUAUUAUUUAUCGUAAAGCAUUUGUUAAAGCAGCACGAGAACAAGGAUAUAUUUUGCCAAUGACUGCAAUCUCAUCAAUGGCUUCCGCACGUUGGGAACGAGAAAAUGAAAUGGUUAAAGAAGAAUAUAAAAAAAUUGCUAAAGAUGCUCAUAAAUUAGUCAAAGAAAUGUUUCCAAAGAAAACAAAUCAAAGAAAACGAAAAGAAAAAUGGAAUCUUGUUUCUUUUCAUGAUAAAUCAUCAAACAAUGUAAAUAAAAUUAAUUCACCCGAAAAUAAACCAUACGAAAUUAUUUCUGCGCAAGAAUCACAAGAAUCAACAGCGAUAAUAGCUCCUCCAAUUACAACUCCGAUAUCAUCAUCUUCUUCGCCAAAUUUAUCAGAAUCUGAUAGUAAUACUUCAGAAAAAAGUUUUGUAUUUCAACCACAACAAUUUAUUGAUAACAAUAUUGAUGGCGUUCAAAUAACUGACAAUUAUUUAGUUGACUCAUAUUUACCCAUUCAUUUUCAAGAAUAUCUUAAUUCCAAUUUUUAUCUUCCAAAAGAAGAUUAUCAAAACGGAAAUAAUUUUUUGUUAACAAAUUGGUUAAAUCAAUCGGAAAAUUAUACAUUAGAACCAAAUGAAUUAGAAUUUUUUGACACUACAUUUAUGGACGAUUUUAAAAAUAAUUCUCAUUCUUCUUUAAAUAUGACAUUAUCUGAAGCUAUGGGAAUUUCGGAGGAUUUUAAUUUGGAUUUUUAAUCAUCAUUUUUUUUUUAGAUUUUUUUUUUUUUUUAUUAUUAUUUUUAUUAUUUUAAAUAGACAAAGUUGGCAUUUUUUUCUGCAUUU